AUGGCGAAGAGUUUAGCCAUAGCAUCCCUCCAAAUUCUCAGCCUGUUUUUGCUAGCAAGCUUGGCACAGUCAAGGACGUCGGUCACACAUUUGACGGUGUACGAACAUGAAGUUCGAAGCGGAGCUGGUCAGUCUGCUUUCCUAGUUGCAGGUCUCCGCAACGUAACUUGGUCCUUUAGCCAAUUUGGAAGUGUUUACGUCGCUGAUAAUAUCUUGACACGAAGCGCUUCAAUCAAAUCCCAACUAGUUGGUCGUUUACAAGGCAUUGGUGGAGUAGUAUCCCUUGAUGGCACCACCAUACAGGUUCUCGCAAGUAUUCACUUCACCACCGGAGAGUACAGUGGUAGCACUGUGGAAUUAAAGGGAAUUUCGUCUGCCGACGUCAAUCAAACGGCAAUUGUAGGAGGAACCAAUCGAUUUGUGUAUGCAACAGGGUAUACUACCGUCCAGCCGGUGACCGUAGCAGCAGAUCUGGUUGUUGCAAGGUGGGACCUCUACAUUAGACAGGAUAUACCGGAAGACUUCCCUGAUACUGCUGCUCUUUAA
Molecule: messenger RNA, 546 nt
Organism: Coffea eugenioides
Lineage: Eukaryota; Viridiplantae; Streptophyta; Magnoliopsida; Gentianales; Rubiaceae
Product: dirigent protein 2-like
Exons: 1
Coding region: 1-546 (181 amino acids)
Source: RefSeq, a predicted model, not a curated record